AGCCGGAAGCGGGAGUGGAGCGGUCGCUGGUAACUCCGGUGGUGGGACGGGACCGGACGACAGGGGUGAUGCCAUGGCCGCUGCAAGCUCCAGCAGGGCCAGGUCUGGAGCACCCUGUGAGAAGUACCAGCUGUCUGUGAAAGUGGUGUCCCUGAGGCCCAAGGUGCACAGCCGCCCGUCACGGAUGACCUGCUAUGUGGAGGUGACAGCCGACGGGCUGCCCAGUGAGACCAAGAAGACUGGAAAGCAGAUUGGGACCUCUGAGGUGCUGUGGAACGAGAUCCUCACCCUGAACAUCACAGCUCAGAGCCACCUGGACCUGAAGGUUUGGAGCUGCCAUACCCUGAGGAACGAGCUCCUGGGCAUGGCCUCCGUCAGCCUCAGCAGCCUGCUGAAGAACGGGGGGAAACUGGAGAACAGGCAGCUGACCCUGGACCUGCACACAGAGAACAAAGGCAGCGUUGUCUCCGGCAGAGAGCUGACGAUUUUCCUGGACGGGCCCAGUGUUGAUCUGGGAAUGCUGCCUAAUGGCAGUGCCGUGACAGAGGGUGAGUGCUGCCCGGCUCCACAUGCAUGCGGCAGCUCAGUGCUCGAGGCAGUGAACAACAGUGGGGCUGAGAGCACCCCUGAGCCAGCGUCCCAGUGCCAGCAGCUGCCUCCUCUCACAGGGUCUCAGCUGCCUGGAAGGGAUCCCAGCAGCAUGGCUGCAGCCAUGGAGGGCAGACACCAGCCUCCCAGUGCAAACUGCUUUGGAAGCAGACCAAGGACACACAGACAUGUGGCAGGAGUCGUCAGGCAGAACGUGGGGAGUGGAGAGCAAAGUCCCAGCGCCAGGAGCCGGCACCGGCAGCAAGCCAAGGGCACGCAGCACACCAGCGUGGCCAACGGCAUGGCCAAUGGCAUGGUCAACAGCACAGUGAACGGAGACGCAAUGGGUGCUACAGACACCGAGGAGGAAAGGCCAGUAGCAGGAGCAACCCCAGCAGCGUCCAGCAUGACUGAUGGCUCUGUCGUUCCUGCCCUUCCUGCCUUGGUCAGCUCUGGAGAGGCAGAGGAGGCAGCCUCCAGCUCCAGUGCCCCCCCAGCCCGGGCAGCAGCGCUAGCCCUGGAUGCUUUGCCCCCUGGGUGGGAACAGCGAGAGCUGCCUAAUGGUAGAGUCUACUAUGUAGACCAUAACAACAAGACCACGACAUGGGAGAGACCUCUGCCUCCGGGAUGGGAGAAACGUGUGGAUCCUCGGGGCAGGUAUUACUAUGUGGACCACAACACCCGCACCACCACAUGGCAGCGACCCACAGCUGAGUACGUCAGGAACUAUGAGCAGUGGCAGUCCCAGCGAAACCAGCUCCAAGGAGCCAUGCAGCAGUUCAGCCAAAGAUUCCUGUACCAGUCCUCCGGUGCUCCGCCUGACAAUGAUCCGCUCGGUCCUCUUCCUCCUGGCUGGGAGAAGAGACAGGACAAUGGGCGAGUGUAUUACGUGAACCACAACACACGGACCACCCAGUGGGAAGACCCUCGCACACAGGGGAUGAUCCAGGAGCCUCCACUGCCACCUGGCUGGGAGAUGAAGUACACGAACGAGGGUGUGCGGUACUUCGUGGACCACAACACUCGCACCACGACCUUCAAAGAUCCGCGCCCAGGAUUCGAGUCUGGGAGCAAGCAGGGUGGCUCCCCGGGAGCCUAUGACCGGAGCUUUCGCUGGAAGUACCACCAGUUCCGCUUCCUCUGCCAUUCAAAUGCAUUGCCCAGCCAUGUGAAGAUCAGUGUUUCCCGGCAGACACUCUUUGAGGACUCCUUCCAGCAGAUCAUGAACAUGAAGCCAUACGACCUGCGGCGCCGCUUGUACAUCAUCAUGCGGGGAGAGGAAGGCCUGGACUAUGGUGGCAUCGCCAGGGAGUGGUUCUUCCUCCUGUCCCAUGAGGUGCUCAACCCCAUGUACUGCCUCUUUGAGUACGCUGGCAAGAACAACUAUUGCCUGCAGAUCAACCCUGCCUCCUCCAUCAACCCCGACCACCUCACCUACUUCCGCUUCAUUGGCCGCUUCAUCGCCAUGGCGCUGUAUCAUGGGAAGUUCAUUGACACCGGCUUCACGCUGCCGUUCUACAAGCGGAUGCUGAACAAGCGCCCCACACUGAAGGACCUGGAAUCCAUCGACCCUGAGUUCUACAACUCCAUUGUCUGGACAAAGGAGAACAGCCUGGAAGAGUGUGGCCUGGAGCUGUACUUCAUCCAGGACAUGGAGAUCCUGGGCAAGGUGACCACCCAUGAGCUGAAGGAGGGUGGCGAGAGCAUCCGGGUGACCGAGGAGAACAAGGAGGAGUACAUUAUGCUGCUGACAGACUGGAGGUUCACACGGGGAGUGGAGGAGCAGACCAAGGCUUUCCUGGAUGGCUUCAAUGAGGUGGUGCCACUGGAGUGGCUGCGGUACUUCGAUGAGAAGGAGCUGGAGCUGAUGCUGUGCGGCAUGCAGGAGAUUGACAUGAAUGACUGGCAGAAGAAUACCAUCUACCGACACUACACCAAGAACAGCAAACAGAUCCAGUGGUUCUGGCAGGUGGUUAAAGAGAUGGACAAUGAGAAGAGGAUCCGGCUGUUGCAGUUUGUGACGGGGACCUGCCGCCUGCCUGUCGGAGGGUUUGCAGAACUCAUUGGCAGCAAUGGGCCCCAGAAAUUCUGCAUCGAUAAAGUUGGCAAAGAGACGUGGCUGCCUCGGAGCCAUACAUGCUUUAACCGUCUGGAUCUCCCUCCCUACAAAAGCUACGAACAACUGAAGGAGAAGCUGCUUUAUGCAAUUGAGGAGACCGAAGGGUUUGGACAGGAAUGAUGAAGCUUUUGGUACUUUCCCAGACUGGGGAGGGUCCUGGAGUGCUGCUGGGCUUGAGAUGCUGCCCGCAGAGCUUGGCGCUAAGCCCUCUCCGCAGGAUGGUGCACAGGAUGUGCAUAUGCUGUUGCUCUUGUUCUUGGCUGCAAUCUGUAUUACAGCAGCCCCGGGGGAAACUGCUCCAUGUUUUCCUCCCCAAAGAAAUUUGAGGGGUGACAAGAGGUGUUUAGACCUCUUGCCUCUCUCUGGUUCUGCUCAGCUCACGAGGGAUGGGGAUUGGCACAGAGGGGAUGGGGGAAAAGUGCUUGUCAGGCAACACAACAUAGGGUGCACAGAGGUUCUCUGAUCCCCCCUUGCAGACACAGUUAAAUGUGAUCUGGUUUUAGCACCGCCUGUUUUUGUCCCAGGUGUUUUCUGCCUUUUCAUGCCCCUGUUGUAGAUGCAGGUAAGGAGGGGAAAUUAUUAUUGAACUGACUCUUGGGUCACUUUUGGGUCUUAUCCUUAACUGAGCAAAGGUAAUUGGGGAGCCACAGUUGAUGUUGCACUGUGCAGGGCCAAACCACCCAAAGGCAGGACCUAGAAACACAUCUGUUACAUGCUUGAUUUGCAAGCAUGUUGCCCCUUUGCAAUUGUAUUUGUCCUGAGUUAAGUGGUUUAGUGCUUGGAGCUAGGGGCUCAGGUCAUGUUGGGGCACAUCUUUCCUUUACUUGGUUAUGGAUUCAGCCCAGACUCCCUGUGUUUCCUCUGUCACUGGCUGUCUGGUGGCAGGGGCUUCUGAAGCUGUGGGUGAGGGCAGGAUCAGGCCUCUGUCCCUUGUCUGGUUGCCACCUCUGCUUCCACCUUUCCCGUCUGUGCACGAGGGGAUACGGACCCACGUGAGUGUUGGUGUACAUAGCUGUACAUAAAAGAAGUCUGUGGAUACAAGACACUGCAAUAGCUUUUGACUUGUAACUGAAUAGUUUUGUACUGCACCAUCCUGCCUCAGCCAUACCGAUUUCUUGUGCAAUAAAUGAUAAA
Melopsittacus undulatus (budgerigar) is the source of this 3841-nucleotide messenger RNA. RefSeq names its product WW domain containing E3 ubiquitin protein ligase 2 (gene WWP2). Gene Ontology annotation, cellular component: cytoplasm. The record is from RefSeq and is a predicted model, not a curated record. The transcript is spliced from 24 exons. The coding region runs from base 74 to 2827 and encodes 917 amino acids. Lineage: Eukaryota; Metazoa; Chordata; Aves; Psittaciformes; Psittaculidae. Gene Ontology annotation, biological process: regulation of monoatomic ion transmembrane transport; proteasome-mediated ubiquitin-dependent protein catabolic process; protein K63-linked ubiquitination. Gene Ontology annotation, molecular function: ubiquitin protein ligase activity; protein binding.